Molecule: messenger RNA, 1320 nt
Organism: Penicillium arizonense
Lineage: Eukaryota; Fungi; Ascomycota; Eurotiomycetes; Eurotiales; Aspergillaceae
Exons: 3
Coding region: 1-1320 (439 amino acids)
Biological process (GO): transmembrane transport
Molecular function (GO): transmembrane transporter activity
Source: RefSeq, a predicted model, not a curated record
AUGGUUUGUCCUUUUGACCAUCUCAAUCGCGAAACAUUCCUUUAUGGCUUUCUGGCCCCCAUACUCGACUAUAUGCUCCGCAUCCGCCUACAUGUUGAGCCCUCUCGAACCCAAGAUGUCAUUUCCAAAGUUCUUGCCCUUCAUGGAGCUCUUGCUGCCAUAUGUAGCCCCAUUAUAGGGUAUUUUGCAGAAUGUACCUCAGACCGCAAGACCCCGCUGUUGUUGUCCCUUGCUUUCUGUAUUAUCGGCACUUAUAUGAUUGCUGCUGCCACUUCAACACCGAUCCUGUACCUAGGUCGGGCAAUGCAAGGAAUUGCAGGCUCUACUGUGUGGAUUAUCGGUUUUGCAACCGUUACUGAGACCGUUAGCUCAGACAACAUAGGGACGGCGAUAGGAUUUACGUUCUCUCUGGCCAGUGCAGGAACUAUCUGCGGUCCGGCACUCUCUGGGUUGCUUUUUGAGACCGUGGGGUACUGGAAGACAUGGUCGGUGCCGCUCUCGAUCCUAAUUAUAGACUUAGCUGCGCGCGUUGUGAUGAUCGACAAUCGAUCUGAAACUUCCGUACCAAGUCGCAGCGAAGAUAUUGCAAACUCUGCAACUCCUUUGUGCGCACGAAAACAUGAGGAGAGUUCAUCAGGUGAUAGCUUCUGGCGUGAUAUAGUGUGCAAUCACCGUGUCCUGAUCAAUCUAUUCUUGAUGGUCACAGGUACCACGAUUUUGAACAGCUUUCAUUCGACACUUCCUCAACAUGUCCAGCAGACGUUUGGAUGGGGCCCAAGCACUGCUGGCUUCCUAUUUGCAGGCCUUGUUGCCCCCGGUGUUAUUGUUGGACCCAUCGCUGGUUGGGCCCGUGAUAAGUACGGGGGCCAACCUGUUCUGACCAUCGCCUCUAUUCUCCAGGCAAUGUCCUUCUUCUCUCUUGGUAUAGCCGGGAGCGAUUUCUCUCCCUAUGUGAGUGCCCAAAUCGGAGGAAAAACCAUUUAUGUUUCUUCCAUUCUCGCUACUGGCCUCUUGCGGCCAUUUGCUGUUAACAUCGCAGCAGCCGAAUUGGCCGCUGCUGGCAGAGCAACGCAAGAAAGGGCACAAAGCAAUGCUGGGUCAAAAGGAUCCCUGCUGCGUGUGUUCGCCAUGAUGGACACUGCUGCUUCCGUGGGGAUGGCCAUUGGGCCAAUGCUAGGUGGUCUUUUAACAAAGUCACUUGGUUAUAAGUAUAUGAGUUGGACAUGCAGUAAGUCAUCCAAAAUCGCAGGAAUUCCUUUACUCAUGCUCCUAGGUCUUCUGUAUUGUAGUAUUGCUGUGGUUUCCAAGCUUUUCUUGUGA